CAUUUUCUCUUCUCUGUGUUCUUUGCAUACACUAGCCGCCAAAGGAAAAGAGUACCUGGGGUUUUUGAUGGGGUUUUUGGAGGCAGGGUUUUGAGUUGAGCAAGGAAAAAGAGAAGAUGAGAAGAGGGAUCGAGGGAGGAAGGGUGUGUGAGGAGUUUUCACCGGGGUAUUAUGGACUUUGCACUCUUGGAGGAAUGUUCAGUGCUGGAACUACCCACCUCGCCAUCACGCCUCUUGAUGUCUUGAAAGUCAAUAUGCAGGUGAACCCUGUCAAGUACAACAGGAUUGGUUCAGGGUUCUCUACUCUUUGGAGAGAACAAGGCCCGUCAUCCCUUUGGAGAGGUUGGUCUGGGAAGUUUUUCGGAUAUGGCGUUCAAGGCGGCUGCAAAUUCGGUCUCUACGAGUACUUUAAGAAAAUUUACUCAGACGUCUUGGGAGAUCAUAACAGGAGUUUCGUAUUCUUUCUCAGCAGUGCAUCUGCUCAAGUAUUUGCUGAUGUGGCUUUGAGUCCUUUUGAAGCUGUCAAAGUCCGGGUUCAAACACAGCCCAGUUUUGCAAAGGGCUUGGUUGAUGGAUUCCCCAAACUAUAUUCAACUGAAGGGCUAACAGGCUUUUAUAGAGGACUUCUUCCACUUUGGGGUCGAAAUCUUCCAUUCUCAAUGAUAAUGUUCACAACAUUUGAGCACUCAGUGGACUUGAUAUAUAGAAAUGUAAUUCAAAGGAGAAAAGAAGAUUGCUCAAGAGCCCAACAGCUCGGUGUGACAUGUUUAGCUGGCUAUGCAGCUGGAGCUGUUGGUACCGUUGUCUCUAACCCCGCUGACAAUAUUGUUUCUUCCCUUUACAACAAAAAGGCCGAUACUGUUUUGCAGGCCGUGAAAAAUAUUGGGGUUGCUAAUUUGUUUACGAGAAGCCUUCCUGUUCGGAUAACGCUUGUUGGCCCUGUCGUUACUAUGCAGUGGUUCUUCUAUGACACCAUUAAAGUGUUAAGUGGGCUGCCUACAAGUGGAGGGAUCAACAAACGCCUUGAAGAAACUAAUGCAUCAACUUAAUUAUCACGGGGAAGGGAAACAGCAAUCAGUGAGUUUUGGUGAAAAGCAAUAGUGAUGUUAAAGCUUAUAAAGCUAUCUUGACGCAUAAGCAAAAGUUACUAUUUGAGGCCCUCGUUAUUAUGUUCAUGGGUCUUUGAUACUUUUUUUUUUAUUUUUUAUUUUUAUUUUUUCCCCCUCAUCUUCCAUAUCACCUAUUAGUUUUAUAACCUGUAAAGGUACAUGUUAAUUUAGUUUUAUUUUCUGUCAAAAUAAUGAGUCCAAGGUGAGUAUGCAAAUGAUUGAGAUGUAAAUG
Messenger RNA from Morus notabilis, 1341 nucleotides. Its product is annotated as mitochondrial phosphate carrier protein 1, mitochondrial. The record is from RefSeq and is a predicted model, not a curated record. The transcript is spliced from 6 exons. Gene Ontology annotation, biological process: mitochondrial phosphate ion transmembrane transport. Bases 117 to 1049 code for a protein of 310 amino acids. NCBI's taxonomy places the organism in Eukaryota, Viridiplantae, Streptophyta, Magnoliopsida, Rosales, Moraceae. Gene Ontology annotation, cellular component: mitochondrial inner membrane. Gene Ontology annotation, molecular function: phosphate transmembrane transporter activity.